AUGUUUCGACAUAUUCUAAAAAUAUCGUUAUUUCAACGAUUAAGUCAACAACGCUCAUCUUCAUUAACCACAUCGAUACCAGUUGUUGAUGUUUCUGCAUUAAUGAAUUGUUCUUCCUCUUUCGAACAACAUCCAUCUUCAUCGAUGAUUAAAGCAUCUAAAUUAUUUUCCGAAGCUCUUCGACAAUAUGGUUUUGUUUAUAUUAAAAAUAGUCAUGUAACACCGUUGUUAGUUGAAGAAACACUCUUACAAUCUCGAUGGCUAUUUUCACAAUCAGAAGAAUUAAAAUCUAAAAAUUUAUUAACAUCAAAUUGUCAUCGUGGUUAUUAUAAAUUUACAUCUGCAUGUGUCGAUGAUAAAAUUGAAGCUUAUAGUAUUUGUCGUGACAUUGAACAACCAUAUUCAUUAAAACAAGAUUAUUUUCAACAACUCUAUGAUAAUGAUGAAAAACAAUUAGAAAAAAUUAAAAAUCAAUAUAAUCAGAUAAAUAAAUGGCCACCAAUGAAUUCAGAAUUUAAACGUAUUAUGCUAGAUUAUUGGUUAAAAUGUCAAAAAACAUCAACAGAUUUAUUAUGGUCUUUAGCAAAAUAUUUAAAUUUAGAAGAUCCAUCAAUAUUUAUUAAACAACAUUCAAAACAUGAUAAUAACAUGGAAAUUAAAUAUUAUCCAAAAUUAGAAACAAAAACAAAGACAACCAGUGAACAGAUGCUUCGUUUUCCGGUUCAUUGUGAUUUGACAACAUUAACAUUAUUAUGUCAAGAUCGAGAAUCGGGUUUAGAAAUUUAUAAUCAAAAUACAAACACGUGGAUAGCAGCACCCUCAACGGAUGAUUCAAUUUUAGUCAAUUGCGGUGAUCUAAUGGAGGUUUGGUCUAAUUAUUAUUAUCCAAGUACAAAACAUCGAGUAAUUCAGAACACAAAUAAUGAUAAAAGUGACAGAAUAUCAAUUGUUUAUUUUGUAUUUCCAAAUUAUGAGACAGAAAUUGCACCAAUUCAACAUCAGUUUGCAUCACAAACAACGACGAAAAAUAGUGAUUUUGAGCCAUUUCAAGUAGGAGAUAGAAUGCCAUUUCUAUUGUAA
Didymodactylos carnosus is the source of this 1080-nucleotide messenger RNA. The record is from the annotation of a GenBank genome assembly. NCBI's taxonomy places the organism in Eukaryota, Metazoa, Rotifera, Eurotatoria, Philodinida, Philodinidae.